Molecule: messenger RNA, 7106 nt
Organism: Wasmannia auropunctata (little fire ant)
Lineage: Eukaryota; Metazoa; Arthropoda; Insecta; Hymenoptera; Formicidae
Gene: Nrk
Product: tyrosine-protein kinase transmembrane receptor Ror2
Exons: 8
Coding region: 276-2234 (652 amino acids)
Biological process (GO): cell surface receptor protein tyrosine kinase signaling pathway; protein phosphorylation; multicellular organism development
Cellular component (GO): signaling receptor complex
Molecular function (GO): protein binding; transmembrane receptor protein tyrosine kinase activity; ATP binding
Source: RefSeq, a predicted model, not a curated record
GAGUUUGCCGCCAUGAUCUGACCCGCUGAUCGGCGCCGCCGGAGAUAUCAAAUGUUUGGAGGAUCAACGGAGCCCCGUGUGUGUUGCGCGAUCGUUCACGUCGCUCGUUAUGGAAUGGCAUAAUACGUCGUCGCCCCGAGGAAGACGGCCGCGUAUGUACGAGAGCCCUGCCGGUGGCCGGUCAGAACAGCCCGAUGUUAAGCCCGUUAGGCAAACCUGAGCGGACGACCGUGUAUCAACGUCGUGUUCCUUUAACAAACAUAUGACUGUAAAUAAUGGUGUUUUGGGCCGUCGUUUAUUCGCUGGCGAUAAUCCUGCGCUUCGGUCUCCUGCAAGCAAAGCCAGAGUCGCAAGGUUACUGCGCCCCGUACAGCGGCAAGAUAUGCAAGAGAUACCUCAGCGGCAUUGGGAAGGUGUGGUUUAACGACUCCAACGACAAUCCCGGAGGAUGGCUAAACGAGAAGAUCACGGCGAACCUGUGGGAGGAGCUGAUAGGGACCCUUCUGGAGCCGUGUCGCUCAGCCGCAGAGAAAAUACUGUGCGUGUAUGCGUUUCCGCUGUGCCACGAAUCGACCGGCCUACCGCUCUGCUACGAAGACUGCAUGGCGGUGCGCCAACAGUUCUGCUUCAACGACUGGGCGAUCAUCGAGGACAACAAGCAGAGGGACAUUUACAUUCGCUCGCGCGGACACUUCGUGCUGCCGGAAUGCGAGAGUUUGCCCAAGGUGAACAAGGAGACGCCCACCUGCUCGCACGUACACCUGACCGACAUGGACGAGGAGAUCGUCACUUACGACUGCAUCAGGGGCAACGGUAGAUUCUACAUGGGGAAGGCCAACAAGACCAAGUACGGACUGGAUUGUCAGUCGUGGAGCGUGCAGAUGCCACACAGUCACGAUAAACCGCCCGAUGUCUUCCCGCAGAUUCGCAACAGUGAAAAUUACUGUAGAAACGCGGGCGGCGACGAGCCAAUGCCGUGGUGCUUCACGACCGAUCCCUCGAUACGCUGGCAACAUUGCGAUAUUCCUGUAUGUGAUAAUGUUACAACUAAAGUGGAGAUCGAACCGAAAGACAUAAUGAUGGACACUCUAUUUAAUAACACACUGGUACUCAUACUGUCAGCGUUGGGCUUCGUAAUUGUAACUGGUGCGCUGUUGUCUAUCCUGCUGAGUCAAAGACUGCACAAACGUCAUCGAGGCUACAAUCCGACCGAUAAUCAAGACGUGAAUAUCGAUCUGGACAAGCUGCCGAACAACGAGGCGUAUCACAAGACGAGCGCGCAGCUGAAUCCCAAGCUGGAGAAGCUGGAGUUCCCGCGGAACAACAUCAUCUACGUGCGGGAUCUGGGCCAGGGCGCGUUCGGCCGCGUGUUUCAGGCGAGAGCGCCGGGGCUGGUCACGGACGAGGAGUUCACCAACGUCGCCGUGAAGAUGCUGAAGGAGGAGGCGUCGGACGACCUGCUGCGGGACUUCGAGCGGGAGGCGUGCCUGCUCGCCGAGUUCGAUCACCCGAACAUCGUCAAGCUGCUGGGCGUGUGCGCGCUUGGACGGCCGAUGUGCCUGCUGUUCGAGUACAUGGGCCGCGGCGACCUCAACGAGUUCCUGCGCUCCUGCUCGCCCAGCAAUUACGUCAUCCGCGUGCCCAGCGCGGACGAGGGCGGCCCGACGGCGGGCGAUCCCUCGCGCCUCUCGCACAUGGAUCUGAUCAACAUCGCGCUGCAAGUGGCGUCCGGUAUGGUCUACCUGUCCGACCGGAAGUUCGUCCACCGCGACCUGGCGACGCGCAACUGCCUGAUAAACGACCAGAUGAUCGUCAAGAUCGCCGACUUCGGGCUGUCGCAGAAGAUAUAUCUGCAGGAUUAUUAUAAAGGCGACGAGCAGGACGCCAUCCCGGUCAGAUGGAUGCCGCUGGAGAGUAUACUCUACAACAAAUACACGGUCGAGUCGGACGUGUGGGCGUUCGCCGUGUGUCUCUGGGAGAUCUUCAGUUUCGCGCUGCAGCCGUAUUACGGGAUGACGCACGAGGAGGUGGUGAAGUACAUCAAGGAGGGCAACGUGCUGCGCUGCCCGGACAACACGCCGCAGUCGAUCUACGAUCUGAUGAAGCUCUGCUGGAACAGGCGGCCGUCCGACCGGCCCACCUUCCGCACGAUCUAUCAGACUCUCGACGGCAUCAAGCAGGAGCUGGAGGCGGAAUGCAAGUCGGACAGCGUCCCCCUGCGCAUCCGCGUGUGAACGUAAUAAGCUAACGGUAAUAAUCGAUAUUUCUCUUUAUUAUAGAGGCGCGCAGCGUGAAAUUUGCGUGAUUUAAGAAGAAAGAGAAGAAAUAUUUUUUUCGAAAACAAAGCUGUGGUAAAAAUUUAUUUUACAUCUUUCGACUUGUUUCUUUACAAGAAAUUACUCUUGUUUUUUUUUUUUAUUGUGUGAACGUAAAGAUUUACGGAAAUAAUCACGAAAUUGAUAGGCGGAAUUAAAUGUUUUGCUUAUAUUUAUAUGCAAUUCUGACCAAAUGUCUUUGUGUUUCUUCUGAAUCGGAUAAAUUUCACUCUGCGCGACAAUCAAUUAAGAGUAAGGCACACGGCACUUUGUGUGUACCUACCGCUUACUCUUUUCGAUUACAUUUCCAAGCUAAGUAACUUUAUAUUGUGUAUCAUGAGUGUGAUGUGGAAUGCCUGCCUUCUUAGUUGGAUCCGCCUCGAUACUGAAUCAGUUAUCAGUCGCGAGAAGUAAGAAAAGGACCAAUGUUAUAAAACGAAGGCGCGAUAUUACACGCGUUAACUUCUACUUCUACUUCUUCUUCUGCGGAAAUAGAUGUCCCUGUCGAGGUACAAUAUUGCUGAUUUAGAACCGGAUCUCCUGACGCGAAUGCCGCGUCAGCGGCGGAAGGAGAUUUUCACGCUUGUUUCUAUUUACUGUUUAAGUAGCCUCCAAUUAUCCCCAAUUAGGACUGCCACUUCUCUAAUUUUAGACUAUUAUCGUUCUCCUUUUUUACUCAUGUAAAUUUAUAAAAAUCUAGAUAUAUAAUACUCGUUAGGAAGAUUUUUAAAAGCAUUUUGCGAAGAAUUUUAUUGGGUUGAACGGAAAGUUCGGGUCUUUUUUUCUAAAAGAUGGCAUUAAUAUAAAUACAUGACAAACUGACCUCAUUUCAAUUGCUGUAAUUUAUAUAAUAUCGUUCGACAGCUGACAUUCCAAUGCGCGUUUUUAAAAAAAUUUUUGAAAAAAGAUUAGUGGUGUUUUGAGCGUUUUUUUUUAUUUAGAUGUAACUUUAUUCAUCUUGAAUACCUGGAUGAAUAAAGUCUCUAUCCAAAAAAGGCACGUUAAAUCGAUAUUUGCAUCUCUCGAAGUUCAUUGUUGAAUAAACAAGUAUUUUAUUUUAUUUUGUCUUUUCCGACGAUGAUUGGUUCUCUCUCUGCGCUAAUUUUGUGAGCGAUUGUCAUUGCAUAUUUUGAGUUGUACGAAGGAUUAAUAGCAAUGUAAUUGUAUGCAUUGUAAAUGUCGUAGUAAGAAAAGAAAAAGCUAAAUAGCAAAGCGCGCGUCUGUGACGUCUAGUAUAUCUAAAUAAAUAAAAAAAUAUCUUUCAAUUUGAUAAAAAAAAACAAAACAAGAAUUCUCCGUUCAACCCAAUAUAUUUAUUAUUAGACGUGGUCCGUUUUAUAAAUUAUCUCGUAAUUUUCUAACAUCAUCCUCACAAUCUUGAGAACGUGGCGGUCCUGAUUACCGCGUUCGGAUUCAAGUAACGCUUCUUUUUUUCGCGAGUAAAAGCACUGUCGAAGUCUGUACAAAUAGUAAUAAAAGCGGUGUGUGGCUAUAAAAACGCAUUUAGCGACGUUAUAUUUAGAGGCUCCUUGAUUGUUAGACGUGUGUUAGGUUGUUAGAUCGUUUGCUGUACCAAAAAAAAAAGGGAAAAAAAUGGAAAAAGGCAUAAAUAAUACCUAUAUUUAAUGUGCUGAGAUUAAGCGAAGAGAAGAGAAUUAUGUGGAAUGUUAAGCGAAAGCGAGAAUCAUUGAAUGAGUGUGUACACUAUGGAGUUGUUGUGUAAAUUAAGGAAGAACAAAAGGCGCGUUGCGACAGUGGCCUGCCGGAGCCGGUGGCUCAUCGCGGAUUCGCAUAAUUUCUAAAUUAUCAUUGCAUCCAGCGUUUUGCUCUUCGCGCGUGUCUCUUGUUCGAACGAGCUAUUGUUUAACGGCCGAACGUUUAACUUCGCGAAGAUACAAAAGGAGCGGGGUCUCGCGCGUACGCGGGAAUAUCCCGCUGAGAAAGAGCUAAUCGCCGCACGUUUAGUUGUCUCUUAUUUUAGCAACUCGCGUCUCCUCGACUCGCUGACCGCCUCGAUUAGGAAGACAAUUCGCUGUUUCGUUCUGUACCUGCUGUGAUUUUUUAGCGAAGCGCACCCUGACUGAUUAUACCCUGUCUAACUGCCUCACCACUGCCCCGCGAUUCCACAUUCCAGGAAGUAAGUCUAAUUAAGUUUAAGUAACUUUAAUAAGUUACCUGAAGGAAGUAACUUUAAAAUAAGUUUAAGUUACUAAGCAGCGGGGAAUCGUUCACAUCGCACGCCGCAAGUCUGUCGCGUACAACGAACGUUCCUUUUCUUUCUUUUUUUUUUUAAGUAUUUUCUAUCCACCGUGUAAGAGUAUUAUACAUAGGCUGCGCGUAACCAAGUAGCUCCUCGCUUCUCGUCGCUUUUACUUUAGCGAGUAAUGUUAACGCCGUUUCGCGCGCCGUUAUCCGACUGAUCGGUCGAGAAAGCGAGAGGAAGAUACGGUACGCCUCCGUCAGUUUGGAAGUAAGAUAUUCUCAUCCCUACCGGGGGGGGAUGAAACAAGACUGCCAUCGCGAUUCCCCUCGCGAUAUCAUCGUGUCGUUGCGCCGAGGAUCAAAUCGAAGGGUUCGUUUCCAGAAACGUGUCGGAUCUUCGAAGAGAAGACCGCGCAUCGCAACACUCGCCGUAUAGGUUUUUUUUCCUUUUCUGCCUUCGAGAAAGAGGUUCCUCGAAGACGUUCCGGAGAUCGCGGCCCCUCGAUUGACCAUAUCUUCCAUACACAUAUACACCAACGUACACACAAGCCUUUUUAUAUUGUAUAAUAUUUGUAUUUCUGUGUAAGUAGUGCCGUACAUGGGUGUGCAGAGUUUUCAUUAAAAAAAAAGAUGGGGAACACACACUCUAGUAAUCAAGUAAUAUGCAAGCAAGACCGAUACGCGGGAUAUAGAUUGACAUUUUCGAUCAUUUUCAGUUAUAGCUGAGAUUCUGUAAUAAUGUAGUAAUUUUUGUGAAUUUUAUACGUUUCACCUUUUAAAGUGGUUUUAUCGCGACUUUUCUUAGGUUUUGUUUGAAACUUUUACUUCGAAUUUGAAGAUAAUAAUAUUCUCUAUACAUACGCAUAAUUUUUAGGAGAAGUAACCAGGCAUGUUUAAAAGAUAAUUGCAUUUAAAGUGCUUACUUUUAACAUGCAUUUUCCAUAGGCACGUAGAAAUGGUACGUUUUUAAUUGUAGCGCAAAAAGGUAUUUAAAAAUUCGCUCCAAAAGUUAGUUGCUCUUUUUAUUUUUAUAUAUUUAAAUUUUUUUCCAUUUUGUUCAUUCAAUUUAAAAUAAUAAUUAAUUCUUUUAUACAUAAUAUAUAGAUUAACAUAGAAAGGUCACCAUUAUCAAAAUGGACUAAUUUAUUAAGGCCAAUCUACAUAAGUCGCAAACGCAAACGCGAAGAAAAAAAAAGAAAAAAACGUCAAAAAAAGGAAAAAGAGAUAAACGAGCGUUUGCGACUUACUAUAUGUAUAGAUGGGCCUUUAAUCAUAUCUAUACUAAUUAUUUAAAACAUAGAAAAUGGGGGGUCAUGAGAGAUCGACUAUGAUGAUGAUGACUAUUCGAAUAUAACUUUACAUUACAUUUUAAAGCUGAAAGAAUAAUAUCACAUUAUUAAAUUAUUAAUUUUGAUUGAAAAUGUCAAGGAAAAAAAACUUAAUUUUGGGGAUAUACAAGACAAUCGUCCAGAAAACAUGAAAGAAUCAAGUUCAACCAUAUUGGCUUGUGAUUGCUUUAUCGCAAUGUCAAUUCCUUAUCAAUAAAAUCAUUCCGAUAAUCGCGCUAAUUUCGAGUUUAUUAUCUUUUAUAGGCUUUAAUCAAUAUAAGCUGUAAUUUAUUAGGUUUUUGAUGAAUGCCUCUCCAGAAAUUGGUGUCUUAAUCAGCGAAUUCGUUUUUAUCAUUCUCUCAGCCUAACAUAAUCGAACGAGAGAAAAAAAAACGAACGAACGUCUUUCGGUCGAUCCGCUACACUUCUUGAAAUGAAUACGCUUUUUUUUGGGGUGAAAAUUCUGCAUCAUCUUAUCGGUGUAAUAGGCGCGCGUGCGUCCGUGACCAACGAGAAAAUUUACUGCCACUACGUGUAUACCUGUUGGGUUCGUGCAUACAUUAGCGUUGCCGAUAUUGGCUGCGCGUUCAACGGACAAAACAGCUGAUUGUCAGCGAGCGCUCAGUGAUUCUUUCCCGAGAAAGAAGAUAACGUUAAAUGACGUUUCAAUAACGUCUCAUUAACGUUGGAGACGUUAUUAAGACGUCUUUUGACGUUAUUAAGAUCGUUAUCUUGCUGCGUGGGUUUUAUUACUUUACGAUUGAUUUCUACACUUGAAAAUUCAGCGAAGAAUUAAUCGUGGACCAAUCGUGUCAAAGGAUCACUGAGCGCUGACCGAACUGCCUCCGUCCGCUGAACGGCAGCCCCCUUCUGACAGCGAGCCCCAUUUUUUCGACAUGAGAAUAUACAACCCCCCUCGUCCCCCCCGACGACGACGACUGUAACGUAACUCAUGCAGCGAAUUCUUCCAGCAGAUAAUCGGUGUAAUGAUUUUUUGUAAAUAAUCGAUAACGUGUCUCUAUCACGAGUCUCUGUACCGCCGACAAUACCGUUUGUAUACCUAUAUUUCUACUGUAUUACAUAGUACCAAGCUGUCUACCGUCGUUCAGAUCGCUCUUUCCGUUGUAGACUCUAAUUGUGUCACGCUGAAAUCCAAUAAUCGGUCUAACUGUACCACGAACGGAGGGAAGAGAGAUAAAAGCUCUACGUUCCCCGAUGUGUGCAACCUUGGCAAGAAAUAAACAAAACGUUUCGUAUAUUA